Messenger RNA from Pelagomonas calceolata, 1081 nucleotides. The record is from the annotation of a GenBank genome assembly. Lineage: Eukaryota; Pelagophyceae; Pelagomonadales; Pelagomonadaceae.
CAAACAGGCCGGCCGCAGCCGUACGCCCGCGCUGGACGUCUGUUCGCGAGCAACGGCCGCAUACGUCGUCGUACCAACUCCAGCUCUCAGCCGCACACGCCUCGCCGCCAGCGGCUGCCAGGUACAUAACCAGGCAGGGCUCUCUCAGCUCCCCUGAGACGCCAUCGACGCAGCGAGACGCCAUCGACGCCACACUACUAGAGACGCCACCGAUCAAAAUGGCCGACCGCGGCGCGCAAUCAACGCCCUUCACCACCCAACUCACCGACUUCGACGAUGCCCUCAUAAAAAGAGGCAUCUGCAGCCGCGAGCAGUGCCUGCUGGCCAAGGGCAUGUCCGAGGACCAGGUGCUGGAUACACUCGUAGCUGAAGAAGUAGAACUCCAAACUAGAGCAGCGGAGGACACGUUGCGAGCGAGCUUGCUAGAUCGAGAGCUGAAUCCGGAGAGAGUGCGAGAGGAGAUCGCCGCAAAUGCCACCGCGCAGCAAUUAGACGAGCUCGAGGAGGACGACGACUUCUGCGACGACGCGUUUCUGGCGAAGUACCGGGAACAGCGCAUUUCCGAACUUAAGGUAAAACAAAAAGCAAAAGUGCACGGUGAAGUCGUAGAAAUAGCACGGGACCAGUGGACGCGGGAGAUCAAUGCUGCUUCCAAUUUAUCUUGGGUCUUCGUGCACCUUUACGAGGACCACGUUAGGGACUGCGUCGUGUUAAAUCGGGUCUUGGCGGAAAUUGCGAAGAGGCACGCCCAAGUCAAGUUCGUUAAAAUAAGGGCGAAGACGGCGGUGCCCGACUGGCCCGACGGCAACCUGCCGGCCGCGUAUCUCUAUAAAGAUGGCGAGAUGCGCACGCAGCUCGUGGGCUCGCGGGAAAUUGCAACGGGGCCGCCGCCGUUCACGGCGUUAUCUGUUGAGCGGAAGCUUGUUGAAUUGGGCGUGCUUGCCGCGGCGGACGUCGAGGAGGAUGGGUCUGAAGACGAGGAGCGCGAGGCGAGCCAUAGGCGGUCCGCGUAUUCGCGGGACGACGGGGCGACGUGGGACGCGUCUUCUUAGAUUGGUUGUGUAAUUGUUCGGUUUGUUGA